Molecule: messenger RNA, 1217 nt
Organism: Rosa chinensis
Lineage: Eukaryota; Viridiplantae; Streptophyta; Magnoliopsida; Rosales; Rosaceae
Product: protein SDA1 homolog
Exons: 3
Coding region: 16-918 (300 amino acids)
Source: RefSeq, a predicted model, not a curated record
ACAACAAUUAAGUAAAUGAUUAAAAGCUCCUUAAAACCCAAACUUGUCCUUACCUACUCUCCCGGGCAGCUCCCCACAGCAAAUCUACCUACGAAUCCCUCCCUGCCCGUCCUGCCCGAACUUGACUGGAGAAUUACGGGCAGUCACACGCCAGUACUCUCUCUCUGUCUCUCUGCUCCCUUCUUCUCUCUUUUCUCUCUGAUAUUUUCCCCAUCUUGUUUCUCUCUGUGUCUCUUCGAUCACGAUCCUACGGUCAGGAAUGAACGCAGCCUCCGCCGCUGUUUUCUAGAGGUUUCCGACCCUCAAACCCGCAGAUCUCACUUCCUGGUGUCUGGUUGCCGCAAAAUGGAAAUUAACUACGGUUCGGUCGGAGUCAACGGCGCGUCGCUAACACGCGCCGUGGAGGCCCUGGCUGCUUUGCUGCUCUCGGCUCUGCUCAGGACCCAGCUCUUGGCUCUGGAUCCCCUUGCGUUUUUACCUAACAACGGAGCUGGUAUUAAAGAAGAUCCUCACACUACAUCCCAAGCUAAGCCAGCUGAUGCUGAGGGAGAUGAUGAAGAUGAUGAUGGUGAUGGUGGACUGGAAGAAGGUGAAGAGGACUUGUCAUCUGAAGAAGGAGAAGAGUAUGGCAACAAACCGAACAACAAUAAGAGUAACUCAAAGAAGGCUCCAGAGGGUGGAGCAGGAGGUGGGGCUGAAGAGAAUGGAGAAGAGGAAGAGGGCGAUGAAGAAGAUGGUGAUGACCAAGAAGAUGACAAUGAGGACGACAAUGAUGAAGAGGAUGAUGAUGACGAUGACGACGAUGACAAUGACGAUGGCGGAGAAGAGGAUGAGGAAGGAGCCGACGAGGAGAAUGAGGAGGAGGAAGAAGAUGAAGAUGAGGAAGCACUUCAGCCCCCAAAGAAGAGGAAGAAGUAGAGAGUUAGAAGAAUAGUGAAGCCUCUCUCCAUUGUGACUACCUUGCUUUCUAACUGUUUGUCUAGAUGAGGGAGGGUUUCUUAGGAUGCUGUUUCAAUUUCCAAUUCCGUUGUGUUUAGGUAUAAAAGAGACUGCUUUUGCAUUUCACAAGUAGAGAACAAGUAACUGUUUUAAUAUGUUCUGUUUAGUCACCUUUAUAAUGUUCUGUUGUAGUAUUGUUUCCGUAACUUCAUGACUAUUCAAACGUUGAGAAAUGUUCUACAAUAAAAGUCAUUUAGGCAAAGCUAAUUUUCCUUUUA